AUGGCCUUAUCUAAAGCUGAUGAAUUGACUUUAGAUGACUGCCAGUGUCUCCUUUGUAUGGAAUUCCUUAUCGAGCCCAUAACUCUGCCUUGUAACCACACAGUGUGUAAGUCAUGCUUUAAGGCACUUCUCCGAAAAACAUUUUUGUCGUGCCCCUUCUGCCGCGCCUGGAUCUCUUCAUGGGCUCGGUACCAUACUCAUAUAAGUAGUCUUAUCAAUAAGGAACUGUGGGAAAGAAUUCAAGCUCAGUAUCCAGAGGAAUGCAGUCGUAGGAACCCUGAGGAGGACAAGCCAUGUUUGGUCUUCAGUGAGGAUCCGCCGCCAGUUCGAGUACUAAGUAAUCCCGGUGAAAUGAGGAAAGAAUAUGAAGAGGAGAUGAUGAGGCUAGAGGCUGAGCGCCAGGCCACCGAGGAAAAACAAAACAGAGCUACUAAGAAAUACAUAAGGCAGUUAUUGGCAAAGGACAUGGAGGAAGAAAAACUACGGGCAGAAAAGCGCAGACUGGAAGAACAAAAGCAAAGGGAGGAGGAAGAGGCUAAAAAACUCAUCUUGGGUGAUAUAGCAACAUCCCCAAGAAAGAAAAAAAGGAAACAAAAACAUUGUGACAACGUCUCAAAGUUUUCCGUUCCUUGCGCUCAGCUUGAGUCAGCAUCACGAUAUGAUGCUGUGCAAGACAGCAAGAAAACAUCUGUAAAAAUUGACAGUGAUGGGAAGAGCACUACAGGACAGGGAAGGAAAACUAAAACAGCUACUGUGUCAAGAGCUCCUGAGAUUCCAAACCAAGGUACUGUAAGUUCCCGUUAUGCAUUGUUUCACGGCUAUGAUGUGAAAGUGGGCACUUCAGGCAAUGAGGCACCAAAACCAAGCUGCUCCAAUCACAACUUUUAUGUCCCACCUAAGAACAUUAAAGCAGAAGCUAUGGCUCACUCUCCUGGUGAAACAGAGAGUGGAAGCGGUGUAUCAGGCAUGACAGUGGAAAUUGGAAACGGCACAACUGAGGCACAAGCUAAAAUGUCUCACUCUUCGAGCAGUAAACAUACUUCGAAAAGAAAGCAUGAGAAAUCUUCAUCUGAAGCAGCCGGUGAGCCUGUCACUUCUUGUGAGCUUGACACUUGUGACAUGCCCUCUAAAUCUUCCUCAGAUGAAGAUGAAGUACAGGUCUUAAUUACCAAAAAGCUGAUAGAUUUGGAGAAUCAGUAUUUUGAGAAGCAUCAGCAAGAAGAACAAGAUAGACUAUUUGCAUUGGAGCUUCAAAAAGCAUUUGAUGAAGAAGGGAAGGAAAUGUGGGGUGAAAAGUUCCCAAAGAACAAGCCAUACCACUACGAUGCCUCCCCUCCAGGUACUUCAGCAAAAGGAAAAGGUUCCAAACAUAAGGACAUCUGA
Messenger RNA from Onychomys torridus (southern grasshopper mouse), 1383 nucleotides. RefSeq names its product E3 ubiquitin-protein ligase RNF168-like. The record is from RefSeq and is a predicted model, not a curated record. Gene Ontology annotation, molecular function: nucleosome binding; ubiquitin-protein transferase activity. Bases 1 to 1383 code for a protein of 460 amino acids. Gene Ontology annotation, biological process: double-strand break repair. The transcript has a single exon. NCBI's taxonomy places the organism in Eukaryota, Metazoa, Chordata, Mammalia, Rodentia, Cricetidae. Gene Ontology annotation, cellular component: site of double-strand break; nucleus.